GAAGUAUGACUCCAGAGACACAGGACAUCUACCUGAGGAUGGACCACCACCGGCGACGGUCCGGAUACAGGCUGGGACGUAUCAUCGCCCGCCAACAGCUGCUUCAGAGAAUAUCUGCAGAGAUUGAGGCGAAGGAAGCAUGCGACUGGCUGCGAGCUGCAGGAUUCCCCCAGUACGCCCAGCUUUUUGAAGAUUCACAAUUUCCAAUUGACAUCACUCCUGUGAAGAAAGAUCAUGACUUUUUGGAUAAAGACCUUGUAGAGCCUUUAUGUCGGAGACUCAACACAUUGAACAAGUGUGCAUCUAUGAAACUCGACGUUAACCUCCCCAAAAAGAAAAGUGAAGACUCCGACUCGGAUGAUUUGUUUGCAAUUAGCGACAAAUGGACCUUUGAGUGGAGCAGUCGGCGUUGGUCCCGUCUCCUAGACGAGGCGGGACCCAGGGAACCGGUGGAAGAGUCAGCUCUACGUACCACGCCCAGCAGUGAGAGUGUCCUGACGGACCUGAGUGAGCCGGACGCCUCAUCCUUGCACAGUGAGAGCAGCAGUGGAAGCGCAGGAGUCCGAACGCAGAGUGCAGAGGACUCGGACAGCUCGCGGCGUUACUGCUCAGACUCGAGCGGCAUGCCCAAAAUGGGGAUGACAUAUCAUUCCCCAGACCUUCCUGGCUAUGCGUCACUUCCUGUCAAACACAGCAAGCUCACCCGGGUGCGGACCAAGGACUUUUUGCGGCGCAUGGAGACUUUGCGAUCACGAGGGACUGAGGAUAAUGGGCGCAGAACUUUGGUGAUCAGUGCUCCUGUUCUCCAGCGUCAACCCCAAGCCAUGGAGACACUUAACUGUGUGGAGAUCAACGGAUAUGGAGGAUUAACUUCUCACUCGAGUAGCGACGGGAGUAGCAGCCAAUCCGGUGGCAGUGCUGUUAGCACUCCAAGCUUGAAGGAACGUAAAGCAUACCGUGCCGAUCACAAGCGAAGUGGAAUGUACCUGGAUGACCUGGACGUCUUCUCUGGAGUCACUCCAGAAAAACGAAAUGAGUUCCGGUCAUAUGAAGACCUUGUUGUGCACAUCCCCAAAGAUCACAAGCCUGGAACCUUUCCCAAAGCCCUGUCCAUUGAGAGUCUUUCACCCACAGCCACACCUUUCAGCAGAGUUCAUGAAGCCCAGCGUCAGCCAAGCAUAAAGGAGCCGAGACCCGUCACACAAUGCUGCUCACGGGGCAGCCGUGUCAGUAUAUACGACAACGUACCAGGUUCUCACCUUUAUGCCAGCACGGGGGACCUUAUCGACCUAGAAAAAGAGGACCUGUUCCCACACCUGGAUGACAUCCUGCAGCAUGUUAACGGCCUGCAGCAGAUCGUGGAUCACUGGUCCAAAAACGUUCUGCCCACAGGAGAGAGCGUACAGAAGGGGCAGGUGAGGAGGGAGGAAAAAUGUCAAGAGAACGAACAAUCCUCCAGCCAUAUCACGCUGGAUUUGGAGGGUCACUCAGUGCUGGAGGGGCAGUUUACCCUUACUGAUGGGGACAGGGAUGUCGUUUCAAUUAAUGAAGCUGAAUCUACAGGAAUAAGAGAGAGGAGAGACUCUGGGGUCGGGGCGUCACUCACCAGGCCAAACCGCUUGCGAUGGCCGAGUUUCCAGAUCUCCAACCGCCUCAGCCAUUCAGUGGCUUCGUUACAAAUCACCAACCAGUCAGCAGGGCAGCUCAGCCUGCUGCAGAAGUUCUCUCUGCUGCGCCUCACUGCCAUCAUGGAAAAAUACUCCACGUCCAACAAACACGGCUGGACCUGGUCAGUGCCGAAGUUUAUGAAGCGAAUGAAGGUUCCUGAUUAUAAGGAUAAGAAUGUGUUUGGUGUUCCUCUGAUCGUACAUGUCCAGCGUUUUGGUCAGCCUCUACCUCUGGGCCUUCAGCAGGCUCUUCGCUACCUCAGGAGUCAGUGUCUUGACCAGGUCGGGCUUUUCCGCAAGUCAGGGGUGAAAUCCCGCAUUCAGGCUCUCAGACAGAUGAACGAGAACUCUCCAGAAGACGUGAACUAUGAGGACCAGUCUGCCUAUGAUGUGGCUGACAUGGUCAAGCAGUUCUUCAGAGAUCUUCCUGAGCCUCUACUCACCAGCAAGCUGGGAGAAACCUUCCUCCAUAUCUACCAAUAUGUGCCUAAGGAGCAGCGGCUGCAGGCAGUCCAAGCAGCCAUCAUGCUGAUGUCCGAUGAGAACCGUGAAGUUCUGCAAACGUUACUCUGCUUCCUCAGUGACGUCACUUCCUCCGUGCAGGAGAAUCAAAUGACGCCCAUGAACAUUGCUGUGUGCCUGGCACCCUCUCUUUUCCACCUCAACAUCCUGAAGAAGGAAAACCUGUCUCCCAGAACCAUGCAGAAAAAAUACGCCACUGGACGUCCUGACCAGAAAGACCUGAACGAGAACCUGGCUGCCACCCAGGGCUUGGCCCACAUGAUCACAGAGUGUAAUCGUCUGUUUGAGAUUCCCCAUGAAAUGGUCACACAGUCAAGGAACUCAUACGUGGAGGCCGACCUGCAUGCCCCGACACUAGAUGAUCUGUGUAAGCAUCAUCAGCACGAGGAAGAGGAGGAUGAAGGCUCCUGGCCUGCACACUUAGAGUCUCGACUACAGAUCUUACUCAAGGAGGCGCGAGACAAAGCUAAAGGCUGGGUGUCCUGCCAAAGCUCAGAUAACACAGAACUGGCAUACAAGAAGGUGGGUGAUGGGAACCCUCUGCGGCGCUGGCGCGUCUCUGUUGAGGUGGAGGCUCCUCCGUCCAUAGUGCUGAACCGAGUGCUGCGAGAGCGCCACCUGUGGGACGUUGACCUCCUGCAGUGGAGAGUGUGUGAGGUGCUGGAUAAACAGACUGAGAUUUUUCAGUACGUCCUCAACCGGAUGCCCCCUCACCCCAGCAGGGACUUCGUAGUGCUCAGGUCGUGGAGGACAGACUUACCUCGCGGUGCAUGCUCGCUCGUGUCAGUUUCUAUCGAGCACGAGGAGUGUCCUCUCACAGGAGGGGUGAGGGGUGUCGUUCUUGAGUCCGACUACCUGCUGGAGCCCUGCGGCUCGGGCAAGUCACGCCUCACGCACAUCUGCAGAAUCGACCUCAAAGGGAGAACUCCUGAAUGGUACAACAAGGCAUUUGGACACUUGUGUGCUGCUGAAGCCGCCCGUAUUCGUAACUCCUUCCAGCCAAUCCAUGCAGACGGACCAGAGACCAAAAUCUGAGCCCCAUGAUGCCUUUCCGGUCUCACAAAUGAACAUCUCGGUGGGGGCACUAAAAUCCUGGAUAUCUCAGCCAAUGCUGUGACCCCUCACCUGAUGUUAUGAAAGUUUAAUUAUGUAAACAGUCAAAAUCAGAAGUCUACAUACACAUGUAAGGGACAUGGACGUCCUGGUGGUGUUGGGAUUUCAAUGAUUUCUGCUACUGUUGUUUUUCUGUAAGUGUUUUUCUGUGACUGGUGUGAUACUAUCCACAGUCAAGCAAGCUUCACAUGGCCAUGGCUUAGAAGCUGGAGUACAAAAAAUGCUUUAUUUAUGUGAUCACAAGAUAUCUGAUAAGCUUUAAAGUUCAAGUCAUUAAAAUCCCAAUUUACACACAUCAAACAUGCAGUACAGGGCAAAGGUGUAUGUAAACUCUUGACUUCAACUCUAUAUUAGCUUUUGUGUUGUUUAUUUGUAUUAUAUCAUUUGUAAUAUUCAUUAUUUGUAUUAUAAUUAAUUUUAUUGGUACGUAUUUGCAGAGCACAUAAUCUUAUACAAUGUAUACAGCGUUUAAGCUCUUAAAUGCUUCUGGGAAGCACAAACUUGUAUGUUAUUAAAUUUAAGGCUCUAUUCGAUCACACAUGUCACCAAGCACGUGUGUGUGUGUGUGUGUGUGUGUGUGUUCACAUGUUUACAGACAUGUGACCUGUACAGUGUGUGUUACCUAAAGGCUCAUGUAGUUUAAGCAUUUUGCCUUUCGAUCAGAUGAUAAACUCUUGGCACUCGUUGGAUAUCAGCGUGAUUUUUGGUACUUGAUGUUACUCAGAUGUAAGCUGGUUUUACUUUGUUGUCUACGUGUCGAUCUGUCAGUGUUUGUGUAAGAAUGGGUGUAAUAUUAUUUUAUUUGAAUGUUAAUAUUGUACGGAUGAAAAAAAUGACUUGGGUUUGACAUUUUCAGACCUGCUCUAGUAGUACUGGAUCAUGAGGAGGACAGAAGUCAGAGACGAUGUCUUUUUAAUAAACUAUACAUAAAUUAAUUCUAA
Messenger RNA from Trichomycterus rosablanca, 4243 nucleotides. RefSeq names its product StAR related lipid transfer domain containing 13b (gene stard13b). NCBI's taxonomy places the organism in Eukaryota, Metazoa, Chordata, Actinopteri, Siluriformes, Trichomycteridae. The record is from RefSeq and is a predicted model, not a curated record. The coding region runs from base 6 to 3224 and encodes 1072 amino acids. The transcript is spliced from 14 exons. Gene Ontology annotation, biological process: actin cytoskeleton organization; regulation of Rho protein signal transduction; signal transduction. Gene Ontology annotation, molecular function: lipid binding; protein binding; GTPase activator activity.